UUUUGAACAUUUAUUAAUAUUUUGUGUGUGUGUGUAUUUGUUUAUUUUUCAAUUAAUAGUAUCACAUAUUUUGUACUGUUACUUGUUACCAUUCAUAAACAUAUUCAAUAAAUUUUGAAGGCUUAGAAUUUCACAGUUUCCCAUCAAAUGUCUUGUUUUAUUUCAGAGCGGUGCCCUGUUAAGCAAGGACACAUUCCCCAUGGAUAUAAUCCAUUUCCAUCAUCAGUAUCUGGAGCCCAGAAUUAUUUUGAUGAAGAUGUAGUCUCUUGCUUACACUGCCCACAACAGUUCUCAUCUGUAAAAAUUUAUAAGAGGCAUCUGUCAGAGCAACAUCCAGAUACAUUACCUUACAGCUGUACAAUCUGUGGUAAAGGAUUUCACACGAAAACAGGACAGAACACCCACAUGCUGGCACAUGAUGGCAGGACAUUUUCUUGCUGCAUGUGUGUAGCAACUUUCAAGCUGAAACAUCAUUUGAAAAGGCAUUUAAAAAUACACGGUCUUUCACUGUGUGGGAAAUGUUUGGCCACAUUCAGAGAUGUUCAAGAAUUUAACCAGCAUUUAGCACAAUGUGUUUCAUAUCCAUAAACAUGUCAACUGCUCUUAAAUAACAUCUUUAGUGAAUGUUGCACUCAAACUCAGAAUAAUAAAUCCCUCAAUAUAAUGCUCCAUUGAUUACAUUGUUUUAUUUCAGAGAUGAGCUCUCUUGAUCAAGUGCAGGUUCACCAAAGGUCAAACCAAUCAUCAUCAUCUGUGCAACCUAUCUGGUGUAUGAAGUGUCCUGUGAAAUUCUCAACUCUGAAAAUGUACCACAGACAUUUAGCCGAAAGUCACCCUGAGACCCUGCCAUAUUCUUGUAGCAUUUGUGGUAAAGGAUUUCAGACGAAGACUGGCCAACAAAUUCAUGUGCAGGCCCAUGCUGGAAGGUUAUAUUUGUGUGGGAUUUGUGAUUCAAAGUUCAAGCGAAAACACCACUUGCAAGAACACACCAAGAGGCUCCACAACCUUAUUCAAUGUGGUAGAUGUUUGGCCACCUUCAGUGAUCAACACGGCUAUAAUCAACAUCUUCUGUCAUCAUGUACAGCUUUCUUUAAGUAGCUAACAGUCUCUUCUAGCAUUACGCGACUAGAUAGAAUCUUAUGUUUGUAGGGUUAUUGUUUUACUCAGUUUUGUAGGCAAAUAGAUUGCAAAAGUAUAUCAUUACCGUACCACCGUGACUCUUCAUUUAACCUUUCGAGAUGAAUUGACUAAACCAUUUCUUUUCAGGAUCCAAGAGUGUAAUUGAGGCACAGAUCAGGCAUUUAGAUCCACAUUUUUCACCUUCAAGUUCAUCUUAUAAUCCCUCUGAGCACCCACUCCAGUGCUUAUACUGCUCAGUUACUGUUCCCAAUAGGGCAGUGUAUCAAAAACAUUUGCUGCAUUAUCACCCAGAAUGCACCUCUUUUCCUUGUGGUUUUUGCCACAAAUCUUUCAAAAAUAAAUACAGUCUCCGUUCACACAUGAUAAAUCACAGAGAAAGAAGGUUCUGUUGUGCCCUUUGUGAUUCAAGAUUUAAAUUGAAGCAUCAUCUUAAGAAGCACAUGAGAUGUGUGCACAAACUGUUCCAGUGUGGGAGGUGUAUGGCUAAUUUUCAGUAUGCCGAGGAAUUAAGCAGUCACAUGGAGUUUUGUAGUGGCUCCAUUUGAACUAAAAGCAUGGAGACAAGUGUAAUAUACUCAUUUUAGGAUGCUACCAUUUCCUUUGAUUUGUCCAUAAAAAGACUUUCUGUGUUACAGGAAACAGUUUUACAUCUCCACGGAGGCCUCAUCAUUCGCAACCACUUCAAGGAUUAUUCGGCUUACCUGAAGGGGAACAAUUGAAGUGUGACCUUUGUUCACAAAUAUUUCCAUCUUGGGCCUUCUAUCAACGUCACAUGUCAACCUACCAUACCAUGCACAAGCCUUUCAGCUGUAAACUGUGUGGGAAAGGAUUGCAGACCAAAGGUGGGCUGUACCUUCACAUGGCUACCCAUGGUGAUAGGAAAUUUACAUGCUCUGUUUGUGGGUCCAAGUUUAAGUUUAAACACCAUCUUAAGAAACAUCUGAAUGGUGUUCAUAAGAUCACAGAAGCCCAGGUAAUGUCUUGCCCUUCUUGUUACUUGGUCUUUCAAAGUCAAGAGGAGUACUGGCAACAUGUUAUCAACUGCAAACCAAACUAAUAUAGGCAAUGGAUAAACAUUAAAUUUCCAAUCUAAUGAAUAGGAUUUAGAUAGGUCUGCUUAUUCGACCCAAGAUUUACAGUGAUUUCAUUUUAAGUUUAUUUUUUCCAUGAGUCACCUUUAACCAUUUCUUUCAUCUAAUUUGAUUCCUUGAGUUUGAGACUGAGACAUUUCCCCCCUCACAUCAUUGCAACGUUUUAACUUAAAAAAAUAAAAUAAUAAAAACCAUUCAUUUUUGUGUGUGCAAUUUUGUAAUCUAACAAAAUUUUGGGCCUAUUUUAUUACUUAUUCUUAUGUGUAAAGGACUUGAGCUUUGUUAUUAUGAUGUGAACAGUUGGUUCUAACCCUACGCUGAAUAUUCUGGAGUUAGCCUAAAAUAUGUAGAGUUUGCCAUUGGCAGUUGCAUUUUUUUUUUCUUUUAAAUAUUUUCAUAUACGGUAAUAAUUUAUAAUACAAAUAUAACAAAGUGACAUUUUUUGUGUGCAUCUUAUGUAAAUGAAAAUGUGUCUUUAAUUAUCAUGUGGUACUAUUACUAUAGUAUUGAUCCAACAUUUGAUUUAUUUAAUAAAUUAUUGUUAUGAAUGCAUGUUUUUCCAUUGUUCCUCUGACAUUGUUAUGAAGGGUGGUAAAACAGCCAGAAAUUUAUUAAGUACCGUACCAUAUAUUAGAAUACUUUGAAUAUUUCUAUAAAAUACCGGUACAGAAAACCUUUUCCCCCCAAAUAGAGUUCCACAAGAUAUUUUCCCUCUAUCACUGUCAUUAUUGGUUAUGAAUGCAUUAUUUAAUUGUUUUACUGAUACAUAUUUGUUGUGAGUGCAUGUUGUCAAAUGUUUCACUGAUUUUUCUUGUUUUAUUUGAAUUGUUUCCAGAG
Messenger RNA from Lymnaea stagnalis (great pond snail), 3068 nucleotides. The record is from the annotation of a GenBank genome assembly. Lineage: Eukaryota; Metazoa; Mollusca; Gastropoda; Lymnaeidae.